Messenger RNA from Cyprinus carpio (common carp), 3894 nucleotides. It is a transcript of the gene ano11, whose product is annotated as anoctamin 11. Gene Ontology annotation, biological process: chloride transmembrane transport. The record is from RefSeq and is a predicted model, not a curated record. Gene Ontology annotation, cellular component: plasma membrane. The transcript is spliced from 23 exons. Gene Ontology annotation, molecular function: chloride channel activity; protein dimerization activity. Lineage: Eukaryota; Metazoa; Chordata; Actinopteri; Cypriniformes; Cyprinidae. The coding region runs from base 314 to 3004 and encodes 896 amino acids.
AAUGAGAGCGAGAGAGAGAGAGAGUGCAGAGAUGCUGCAGACCCACUUCUGCCCUUGUGUUGUCUCAUCCGCUUAUAGAGGCACUUAGUGCAUUUCCUCUGUCUUCUCUCCUGCAGAUAUACUUUGGGGGGAAUGCACUUACACUUUUAUCUCAAAUUUACUUUAUUGGAUGCUGAUGUUCUGCAGGAGUGCCUGGACUGGAAUGUGGGACUGUGUACAUAGAUCAAUUGUACUGAGGCUCUGAAUGUGAGUUAAAAGACCUAGUCUUUUCUAGCUCCACCUCAGCGUUUGAUUCUGGCUGUCUCUGAUAAUCAUGCUGAAGAAGAGGAACCCUGAGGUGCUGAUGGACCGGGAGGUUCUGCUGGAUCUGGACUACAGCGGCGAGACUCAUGGUCCAGACAGUUAUGGAAGCCUGCAAAAUGGGGGCUUCAUCCCUCCCAGAUAUCUGAAUACUGCUGCUAAUGAUGAGGAUGAUGACCCCAUGUAUGUUCAUUGUGAGCAGACCUCAAGCCCACCUGUUCACCCCUCUGGCAACUACUUCAGAGACGGCCAAACAAAAAUAGACUUUGUCCUGGUGUGGGAGGUGAUGGUGCGUCGUAAGCGUCGAAGUCGGGGACAGUUGCAAGGAAAGGCGACAGAGGACGCAGUAGAAGCAGUACAGGAGGAGAGCAGGUCAGAGAGAAGAAAAGCUCAGCUCGCCCAAUGGAGGGACAAAUUCAUCCAGAACCUCCAGAGUGCUGGACUGUUGAUGGAAAAGGAGGAAUCAUCCAGUGUAAAAAAGGCUAUACAUUAUCUGAAGCUCCAUGCUCCAUGGGAUGUUUUGGUGUACUAUGCUGAGGAGUUAUGUCUUAGAGCACCUCUGCAGGCACAGCCGCAGCCAGACUUCAACACUUCUGCUCAAGUUCUUCAGAAGCUCUGGGUGCCGAACAUCAUGAAAGACUCAGUCCCCAACCGUCCUGUGGACUACUACACAUGUGCCUUUCGCAAGUCCAAAAUGGAAAAGUUUCUGGGCUCUGAUGACCGUGAAAACUACUUCACCAACACACAAAGACACCGCAUUGUGUAUGAAAUCUUAGCCAGGACCGUGUAUGGCAGGAGGAAGCGUGCAGAAGUUGGAGUUGCUCGUCUUCUGAAUGAGGGGGCUUUUACGGGUGCAUUCCCUCUCCAUGAGGGCCCAUUUGAGCUCCCAGGUUGUGACAUGCAGCCCGAUAAGUUGAACAAGAGGCAGGUACUGUAUCACUAUUGGUCCAACUGGUUAAAAUGGUAUAAGUACCAGCCUAUUACAUAUUGCCAAUAUAUUACCAACUAUAAUGACCAAAUUCUACCGUUUACAGGAUUUUACACAGCCUGGCUUUUGCCUGCUGCAUUGGUUGGGACGUGUGUCUUUGUUUCGGGUAUUUUGACAAUGGGAUCCAAUACCCCAGCGAAGGAAAUCUGCGAGAGUGGAGGUCUUUAUCUAAUGUGUCCUCUGUGUGAAAACUGUAAACCCUGGAAUAUAUCAGACAUCUGUCCCAUGGCCAAGGUGGGUUAUCUGUUUGAUCAUCCCGGCACUGUCUUCUUCAGUGUGUUCAUGUCUUUGUGGGCCGUCACGUUCCUGGAAUACUGGAAACGCAAGAAUGCCACUCUCGCUCACCACUGGGACUGCAUGGAUUUCCAUGAAGAGGAGGAACCACCACGUCCUGAGUUUUCUGCCAUGGCCCCUGCAAUGGAAGAAAACCCAGUGACAGGAGUAAAGGAACCCUACUUUCCUGAAAAGGCCCGGAUUUCACGCAUGCUGACUGGCUCUAUGGUCAUUGUUAUAAUGCUGUGUGUAGUGAUGAUCUUCUUGGUCACAGUGAUCAUAUACCGCAGUAUAGUGAGCGUAAUGAUGUUUGAAACUGGGAGUUCUGUUCUGCGUACUCAGGCUGGGAAUAUUGCCAAUAUCUCCAGCACUUUGGUGAACCUGGCUUUGAUCUUGCUGAUGGGGCAGGUCUACACAGCCCUGGCAGAACAGCUCACUAAAUGGGAAAUGCACAGAACUCAGACACAGUAUGAAGAUGCCUUUACAUUCAAAGUCUUCAUCUUCCAGUUUGUCAACUUUUACUCGUCACCCUUCUAUGUAGCCUUCUUCAAGGGCAGAUUUGUAGGCUAUCCCGGUCAUUAUGGCACACUGUUCGGGAUGCGGAACGAGGAUUGCGGAUCAGGAGGUUGUCUGAUAGAACUGGCUGAGCAGCUCUGCAUCAUCAUGGUGGGAAAACAACUUAUCAACAACGUUCAGGAGUUUGUCAUCCCUAAAAUAAAGGCUUGGAGACAGAAACGGGCCUUAUCAUCUGUGAAAAAGGCCCAGAAGGCAGAGCAGCCCAAGUGCUGGGAGCAAGACUAUGAGUUGAUUCCAUGUGAGGGGCUUUUUGACGAGUAUCUGGAGAUUGUCCUGCAGUUUGGCUUUAUCACCAUUUUUGUGGCGGCCUUUCCUCUGGCUCCUCUCUUCGCCCUGCUGAAUAACUGGGUGGAAGUGAGGCUGGACGCUUAUAAGUUUGUGUGUGAAUACCGGAGACCCGUGGCAGAGCGAGCCCAGCACAUCGGUGUGUGGUUCAUCAUACUGGAGGCGCUGUCCCACGUGUCUGUCAUAGUCAAUGCUUUCCUCAUUGCAUUUACCUCCGAUUUUUUGCCUCGCCUGUUGUACCAGUACAAGUUUAACAAUGACCUGCAUGGCUAUGUCAACUUCACACUGGCUUACUCUCCACCCAGUUAUAACUACUCCAGUCACACUGUCUGCAGAUAUAAAGCAUUUCGGGAUGAAAAUGGAAAAUAUACGCUGGUGUAUUGGGAGCUUCUGGCUGUAAGACUGGGCUUUAUCAUUGCCUUUGAGCAUGUGGUGUUCUUCGUCCUGCGUGUCAUUGACUGGAUGGUUCCCGACAUCCCUGAGUCUUUGGAGCUGAAGAUCAAGCGGGAGCGUUACCUGGCUAAGCAGGCUUUGGCUGAUAACCAGGAGGCCCUGCUGCAAGCAAAGCGCCUCGCUACAUGAGACUGACCUGCAGGGCAGCAGCUUAUCCAGAAGGGGGCAUAGUCGCUAAGAAAACACUUUACACACUUAAAAGUGAUCCAAGAGGGACUUGUUUAAAAAAAAAAAUUUUUUUGCACUUGGACUUGAACCUUGGCUUGGAUUUGUGCUGGUUGAUUGAGUGUGUGUGAGCAUGCAUUUCAAAACGUAGAGGUCUAUGCCAAAAUUGUACAAACCCACCUCUACUUUAACAAACGGCUGUUUACAUAUGACUUCCUCUGGCUCCUACUAUACUAAGACAUGUGAUCACCUACACAUCUCACUCUCUCUGCCCUUCUGAUAAAUGAUAUAUUCCUGUUUGGAUUUAGUGGGAGGACAGGGAGGUUUGCUUUUCUACAUUAAUACUAAAGUAUAUAUUUGUACUACUGACAAAAUGAAAAUUGUGAAAGACAUCAAGAAGCCCAUUCUACAUUGUGUUAGUGUGAAAUGCUUCUCUGAAUAAUACCUUAAUAUAUUUGCAUUUGUCAUGUCUAUCUCCGGGCUGUUUAAGGAAUUAUGUUUUAAAAUAAAGCUAGUUUCAAUAACCGUUCAAAAACCAUUGAAGUGUUUACAUGCUGGAGGACAGGAUUUAAAAGGAUAGUUUAGCCAAAAGUAAAAAAAAAACUUGUGUCAUUGAAAAUAAAUGUCUUCAUUUGGUCUUUGGAACACAAAAGGAGAUGUGUUAACUGAUGAUCAGGGGCUGUUAAGCCUCAAAUAAGCACUGUAAAAAAGGAUCAUAAGUGGUCUAUAAGACCUGUGCAUUAUAUUCCAUAUCUUCUGAUUUUGAACUGCAUUAUUUAGAAAAAAAAAAAAAAUGUAAUUCUGUGUAAAAUGUAAUUUCUGAUAAAAAAUAAUAAAGGUUUGCUGUGCUUGUU